ACAACAGAAAAGAGCCGCUCACAAAGAGACAAAAGUGAGAAAGGUUUUUGCGGUUUAUUUAGAAGUAAAUUCGCUGUUUCCUCUAAAGUGAUGUAUCGAAAUGAAAAGCAGGGAAUAUUACUCUCAACGUUGUUGAAGUGUGUUUGAGGAUUAAUAUGUUCUGAGUCUAAAAACGAUCCAGUCUUUGUGUUAAACCGAAACGUUGGAGCAACAAACAUGGCUUCACAAGAGGGCAGUAAAAUCAUGGUAUUUCGUCCGACUCUCGAAGAGUUUGCAAACUUUUCUAUUUAUAUUCGAAAAAUGGAAGAAAUGGGAGCUCAUCGGGCCGGUGUAGCCAAGGUUAGUUCAGAAAAAAUUGGUCAGAUUUGUUUUGUUUUGUGUUUAUAUGCAGUGUUUUCGCACCGCACGUGGUGUAAAUUUCACAUCAGGGACAGUUUAUCGGUAUUUAAGAAUACUUUCCUUUCCAGGUCAUACCUCCAAAAGAAUGGAUUCCACGAAGGAGCUAUGAAGACGUAGAUAUCACAAUUCCUGCGCCUAUACUUCAAGUUGUUACUGGAACACAAGGUAAGCGGACAGAGUUUAGAUUAAAUGGCAAAAGACAACGUUUAGAAAGACCUCGAAAGUUACAAGUUGUGAAAAUCAACCUUCAGCAGCAUCAGUAUAACUAAGCUUAUAUACGGGAAAGUGCUUGGUUCAAAGUGGAAAAAAGUAGGAAUGUUUCGUGACCUUUCAUUAGCUGAUAUUAAGUGAAAAUUAAGCUGAACUAUAUUUUUUGACACGCAAAUUAGAACAUUUCCUAAUUUGCUAUGAGACCAAGCUACAAGUGUACACUGCUUGCAUGUAGAGCUAGAAACGCGAAGGACUAUUCCGAGAUCAAACGUUGUAAUGAGGGUGACUUUAAAAGUUAGAUUUAAAGGCACUUAGGUUGCAGCUGUUAAACUAAGAGUAUCCAAAUUGCUCAUUGGAGCGUGUUGAAAACAAUAACAAAUUCAAAAGCACUUUUCAUCACGUUAUAAGCUAAACAUAAGCCUAUGCAUUAAAUUAAGGUAAAGAACGAGCUUUGUGGCUUCGUUGUUAUUGUUUGCAAUUAUUUGAUGCAAGUUUUCAAGUCCAGACACGUACGAGCUCGCCUUAAAACAAAAAUAUUGUAUUUUAAAACACAAGCUCUAUUCAUCGUACUACCAUCUCGUGGGUGUAUUUCCGUUUAAUCUCACCUUGUAUCUCAUUUAAUUACCAAGUCAUCGGAAAUUAUAAAACCUUAAGUCCCUUUCCCAUGAAAAAUCAUCCUUCUUAUUGGGAAAGUAAUAACCAUUUCUGCCAAUUCUUUGGCCACGCAUCACAAUUGGUGUUCAACAACCGAUUUCAGUGGGAUUUUCAAAGUCACUAGUAAAUUAUUGUUCAUUUUAAUCACUAGUGAGGGAAAUUUGGGCAGGUGGGUUACCCACACCUUUUCCGGGUUUUAGUAGUCAAAGGUGUCACUGUUCUGAGUUUAUAGAACAGCUAGUUUUUUGUCCAUGCGAAUAAUAAAAUCCUGUAAAUACAACAUCCUUGAGUGAUGAGAAUUGCUAGAUUUGAAACUCUGGUCAAGAAGCAAAGUUAAAGCCAGUCUGCGACUUCUCUUCACUUUCUAAGAUCUGAUUUAAUUAAACAUUUUUUGUCUAUUUAGGGCAUAGGAAUGACAUAAGCUUUUAUUGAUAAACUACGCAUAAUAGAGAAAAAGAAGUGGUGAUAUCACAGAAUGGUUGGCAAUGUUCACUCUCUAAAAAUCAGCCUGUUGGUGUAAAUUGGUGGGGAGAUAUUAGCAAUAUUGUUCUCCAGUGACUCCAUAUAUAUAUCCUUCUAAAAUUAGCCUGGACCGUAAAUGUUACGUUUGUCCAUCCUUUUUGUUGUUUGAAGAGUUAGUAUAAGAACCAACCCCAGACCCAGAUCUAGGAUAAAUACUGACUGAUUUCCUAAACAAGCACCAAAGGUGCAAGCUUCUAGGUGAUCCGGGGGUAUGCUCCACCAAGAAAUUAUUUGGAUUUUAACUCCCCAAAGUCCCCUUUCCUUGGUAUCUGAGUCAUUCAGACAGGAUAUUUACCCCUUCCAUUCUCCUCGGAUGAAUCCUUGCAAAUCAGUACAUUAUUAAUUUUCAUCAUGGUUAAUUUCCAUGUUGUAUUGGUUAUGGAGCAGGAUUUUAAUGUGGAAAGUUUUUUUUUUUAAUUUAAAUAUAUAUAUUCAUUAUGAAAAAUCUGAUCAAUUUCUGUAAAAUGGUGGAAACCAACAAGAAACCGAGCCUGAACCCACAAGAAACUUAUUGACUACCUUUUUCACCCUCUUCCAGGACUGCCUCACAACUAAGCUUAGCUUAUUUUGUGACUAUUCUCAUUUUUGUGUGUGUGUGUUGUGUUGUAGGACUUUACCAGUUGUUUAACGUCCAAAAGAAAGAAAUGUCCUUAAGUGAUUUCAAGGAACUUGCCAACAGUGAGAGGUACAAACUAAAUUGAUUUUAAAACAUCAUAUGGUAAAUGUUGCUUUGUAUUUCUGUGGCUGCUAUUUGUACUGUAAUGAGAACGGAUAAUAGAAACAAAAAAAACAUCAUAAUGCUAAAAAAAUUGCAAUACUUAGUUUUAUGGUUGAAAUCACCAAGUUACUUCACAUGAGCCAAGUUGAAAUCAAAUUUAGGCCUUAUCCCUAAGACCCCUAAUUGAACUUGUAGUUAACUCUUAUGUUGUUUUAUUCCUGUUUUAGUCACAAACCACCUACGAAUGAUCCUGAUGAGAUUGAACGGAAGUAUUGGAAAAAUGUAACAUUUAACAAUCCCAUUUAUGCUGCGGAUAUACCAGGAACCAUUUUUGACAAGAAUGUUCAAGAGUGGAACAUAGGAAACUUAGGAACAAUUCUUGACUUGAUAAAACAAGAAUAUGGUGUACAUAUAGAAGGCGUGAAUACUCCUUACCUAUACUUUGGUAUGUGGAAAGCAUCAUUUGCCUGGCACACUGAAGAUAUGGAUCUCUACAGUAUUAACUAUUUACACUUUGGAGCCCCUAAAACAUGGUAAGAAGUUAUAUUAACUUAAUUAGAUUGAACUGCUUGCAAAUUAGGAGGUGUAUCAGCCUGAGAAUACUUCAGCAUUUCUUGGUGGCAAAACUUGAAUAACAACAGAGAAAACUAUGAGUGUGUGGUUUGACUGCUAACAACUUUGGAACCGCCUAGGAUAGAAAUUGCACUAAGUAGCUUUUCAUUGAAACACUAAUUACUGGCGUGCAAAAAUGAGCCACGUAUCGACCAAAACACUUCUUGUCAUGUAAACUUUAAGCAGUACAGUUCUUACAAGGCAAGUCUAUCAGACAUGUAUUGUUCAGACUUAAACGUUUUAAGUAUCUGACUCCAAAGAACAAUGGUUGAAACCAACUGAAAGAUCUGACAACAGUACGGUCAAACAUCAUUAACAAAGACACUGAGGGGUCCUAGAAAGUGUCCAUGUUAACAGGUUUUCCAGAGAACGUGUAAACAGGCUUUUUUUCCCCAGGGAAAAAGCAAACUGUCCAUAGUAAUGUUAUGAGGUGUUCAUAAAGCAGGGUUGGACUGUAUACACACUGGAACCUCUGUUUAGACAAAUGCAUUACCAACUAGCCAUUAGCCAACUUUUGCUAGAUUAAAGGUUAUCUGGAUCAUCCAAUGGAAUUAGGAUUACUGCACUUUUAAGUCCAAUAUCCUUAGAGCCUUCACAUGAAGGCUGAGGGUUACAAGUGAAAAGUAAUGAAUAAUACAUUCAAAUCCAACUGAUAAUUACAUGUAAAUUAUUGUUAUCUGACUUAAGGUAUGCCAUACCUCCUGAACAUGGACAGCGCCUGGAAAGACUAGCUGCUGGUAGGUGUUCAUUAACUCAUCAGCAUUGAAAUGCUCAGAUUGCACUUCCAAUGAGUGAUCAUUUGCUUUUUCUUAAUGUAUCCACGCACCUUCCUCCUUAAGCAAAAGGUACAAGUAAAAAUAGUAUAUAACAAACCAGAACUAAGUUGAAAGGGGAUAAGUUACAACAUUUUAAACAGACCCCAGAACUCAAACCUUGUUCACCUCAUUUAAAACAAACUUACCAGACAAUUAUGCCUAUUGUUUUCCCUGCACGUUAAUACACCCAACUGUGAGUUGAUACAGUCCGAGUUUGGUACCUGCCCUAUUUAUUUCUUAUUUAAUUUUCUCACCCAACAUCUAGUUUCUACAUGUAUUUACUAUCAUGAAAAAACCUUUUUAGUGACCUUUGAGUAUAUUUCUUGCAGGCUUUUUUCCAGGAAGUUUCCAAAGCUGUUCUCAAUUUCUUCGUCAUAAAAUGACCAUUAUCUCUCCACAAGUACUGCGGAAGUUUUCAAUUCCUUAUGACAAGGUAUUAUACAGUCAUUAUCUAUAAUAACUGUAAGGGAUUUACCACGUUUAGACAGCUGCCAGAACCAGGCAACCAAUUUCAUUUGGGGCUUAUGCACAAUAAUGACAUUAAAGGCAAAUUCAUUUUAUGAGUUUUCAUUGUGUAAUAAUUUAGUUCUAGUUUAGUGAACAGAUCAAAAAGCCCUGGCAAGGGUUUGGUGGUAAAUAAUCCACUUUUCUAAACUGUAAGCCUAAAUUCACACCAUUGCUUAUUUUUGACAUGGCUGUUUUCAUUUGCAGAUCACUCAAGAAGCAGGCCAGUUCAUCAUAACAUUUCCAUAUGGGUACCACUGUGGUUUCAAUAAUGGCUUUAAUUGUGCUGAGUCAACAAAUUUUGCAUCGGAAAGAUGGAUUGAUUAUGGGAAGAGAGCACAAGUGGUAUGUGUGGACUCUGUAACAAUAAACCAUACAAAUUGAUUGUUUCAGUUUAAUGCAAAAUCAGGUGCUAACACAGAUCUAUUAAAAGUUGUCAGUUUUACAGCAUGUACUGUUAAGAAUUUUAAACCCAGUCAACAGUGGGGGCAGUUUAAUGGGAAACCACAUGGUUUGGAGGGAACUUCAAAACAAAGCCAAAAAUAAUGUUGACAAAUCAGCUUGUAAAUAGCAUGGUUUUGAGAAGAUUACAAGAUUACACAUAGCACCGCCAGCCUUAGUGUGUUAUUUAUCCAUGAUUUAUUCUUUCUUUUUUGGACAGUGUACAUGUAAAAAAGAUACUGUCAAGAUCUGUAUGGAUGUAUUUGUGAAGACUUAUCAGGUAAAAUUAGAAGUGAUUAAAUAGUUAAUCUUUGCAUUAUUUUAUUUACUGCCAAUAAGCCAACCAUCUUUCACCUGAUUUUCACUUUUGGUGUUACAAAUGUGUGGUCCAUAUAUGCGCAGGUUAGUUGUGUACUCUGGUAUGUCCUUAAUGUGGCACUUUUUCUGCCAAGUUACAGGUUAGAUUAGUAAUGUAAUAUUGUACAUGUGAAGCAACUUAUAAAAGUUUGGGAUCAUUAUACCUUUCUGGGAAACUGCCCACUUACCCCUCCCCAGCAGUUUCCCAGAAAUGUACAAUGAUCCAAAGUUGAAUUCUCCCUUGCAAACUAUAAGAAUCAAGGAAUAUUUGCUUAGUUAUGUUGGAGUACACUCAAAUAUUGGUAUUGAGUGUGAAGGCUUUUUUUGCAGCCAGAUCAGUGGGAAGAGUACAUGAAAAGCAAGCAAAAAGACAACACUGAUAGUGAUGAUGAUGAUGAUGAGGAACAGCAGAUUGAAGCCAGUGAGAAAAGGAAGGAAAUGACAGAUAAAAGCAGGAGGAAAACAAAAUCUAAGAUCAUAGAUCUUGAUGAUGAUAUGCCACUCUCAAAACUGAAAGAAGCACUUCUUGCUGAAAAGUAAGAAGCCAUUGAAUGUAUUGAUUGAUGUCAAUGAUGCGCAAGUGGUUGUGAAGUUUGUAUUGAUACUUUUGUUAAUUUUAAAGGAAAGACAAAAUUCUUUUUGAUUUAAUCCUGUCAGCUCAAAGUGAUAACAAUAAUACUAUUCCCCUGAAAAAGAAAAAUUUUACUCCUUGGAUGUUAUAAAAAAUGUAAUUUUGUUUGUUUUGUGAUAGCAGAAAGUUUUUACUGCCAGGAAAGUCAGCAGCAAGCAAGAGACAACCCAUAGUAACAAAAUCCUUCACCCUGCCAAGCAGUGCAGGAAGACGGAAGAAGAUGGAGGAAACUAAACCAGAAAAAGGUUCUGCAUUGUUUAAGUGAUGUUUGUAAUUUCAUCAAUAUUAAAACAAAUGAGUUGUAGACCCAAUUAUCCCUGUUUUUUUCUUUUUUCUUUCUUUUCUUUGGGGGGGGGGGGAGGGGAAUAUAGUAAUUGUGUAUAUACACGUAGCCUUGGGGCUGUUUUUUCACUAAGGUCAAAAGAUUAUUUUUCUUCAGUCGGUAAUGACCACGACAGGGUUUAAUUUUCAGGGCAUAAAGUUGCUUAAUUUAGUCUUGACAGACAAGAAAACAAGCCACAAGAAAAAAACACACCAAAAUAAAAAAAAUCUUCCCCCUGCCAAGAGGGUGAGGAAGGGGGAAGAAAGAGGGGGAAAAUAAAACAAAAAAAAGUUUUGGAUUUUUUUAGUGGUUUUUUUAUUUUUCUAAAUAUUAAAACAAAUGGGUUUUAGACCCAAUUAUCCCUUUUUUUUUUUUUUUUUUUUUUUUUUUUUGGGGGGGGGGGGGUAGGGGAAUAUAGUAAUUGUGUAUAUACACGUAGCCUUGGUGCUGUUUUUUCACUAAGGUCAAAAGAUUAUUUUUCUUCAGUCGGUAAUGACCACGACAUGGUUUAAUUUUCAGGGCAUAAACGUGCUGAAUUACAUAGCAGCAGAUCAAAUAAAAGCUUGGUCAGCACCCUCAGUGGACUUUGGCACAAGCAGCUGCCCAAUUUUGAGAUGGAGCAGGCCUUCAAUGUUGUCUUUUCACAGCUUGGGGCUCACUGUUCUGUGUGUAACUACUUCUCAGAAUUGGAGGUGAGCAAUGUCAGCUAAAUCAAGUGAGAAAAGUCUUUGAACCGCCUUGAUGUCUUUUGUUACACUCUUAACUGCCAUUAGCAAAGCCCCUUUGUGUAUCUUCUGGGGUGAUUUGCAUUUGUGGUGGAAGUAAAAAAAGUCACGUCUACUUUUCAUUAUGCAUCCCUGACCAGUCUAGUUGGUGAAUUUUUUUAAAGUCCUCUUUAAAUUACAUAAUUAAAAAUUGUUUUCAGGGACCAUUUCAGAGGGAUAUUUUGACCAAUCUUCAGGAAAAACUUCAUCAACCACUGUCCAGCUUAAUUGCAGGCUUAGCUGACGUCACUCAUGCAAUGCAUUCUGUUCCAAGAGUACCAGAGAUAUGUUUCAUGUCUGAUGACUCCUCCCCUGAGAGUAUGAGCUCAUGGCUUGACAUCAUGUUUACUACAGAUACAGCUAGUCCUCUACUGCGAUGUGAAGCAUGUCAAGUGCUUGUUCAUGCCAGUAAGUUGCUUUCUUUGCUUUUUCUUUAAAACAAAACAAGUGCAUGCUUUUUCUAACAACUAGACUGGUGUUUGGGGGAACUGGAAAUGCUAUAGCCUUUACACUUCCUUCAGCCCAACCAACUCCUGAGGAUUUCUAAUAAUAAGGGAUUAAUUUAUGUCACUGUUGGUGUCCUUGUCUGUCAGGUUGUUAUGGAGUAAGCAAUAUACCAAGCGAUGGUGGGUGGAGAUGUCAGAGAUGUUCACAACAAGAUCACACUGCUGUUCAAACGAGUGUAAGUAUGGCUCUGCCUAUAUUAAUAGCUUGUCUAAUCAUCAGCUUUCCUUUGGUUCUCUAGUCCUUUUGGCUGCAUUUCCAAACAUAAUAAUCUUACAUUUGCUAACUGCAUUAGUUUUUGGCAAUGAAAAUACUCCAGCUUAGAAUCUGUAGAAACCUUUGGAAAAUUUGUAAAUGAUAAUAGUGCAGAAAAUCAUGUAGUAGUGACAUAUUCAUCAGACCCUUGAACAACCUAACUAGACCACCACUAUAGAGAUUGUUUUCCCACUCUCUGUCUAGCAAAAAAUUACCUUAUGAAGGAGUCCCAAAAAGGCUUACUUUUGCCGUGUAAGGUUGGUUCAUAACAAGAAAAUUUGCACUAUUAUAUUUGAUUGUUUUGCAGUACUGUUCCCUUUGUACCCUAGGGGGAGGAGCUCUCAAGAGAACAACAGACAACAGGUAUAAUAAUUAAAUCAAUUUUGUCCCUGGGACUAGGCUGUGUUCAAAAUGUAUUAUAAAGACAAAGAAAACCCAGUUACGAAUCUUAUUACAUUACUAAUCUUUAUACACACCUUCUCUCCUCAUGCCCUGUGGCAUGUAAGCUAUUCAAACUCUUUGUCAGCCGCUACUGCUUACACCUCGUCCCAGGAGCCCCAAACCGCUUUUCUCCUUUCUUUUUCCACAACUUAACCAAAAAAUAUAUUUUCAGGUGCAAGGGCACUGUCUUCUCUGCUUUAUUUCCACUGGUUUAGUUGAUGCCAGCCUGUGCUUGAUGUCUUGUAUUCCUCUUUUUAGAUGGGCCCAUGUUGGCUGUGCUGUGGCAGUGCCUGAAGUAAUUUUUGUAGAUGUUAAUCUUAGAGAAGCAAUUAAUACAAAUCAAGUCAGUUCAGCAAGAAAAAAGCUUGUAAGUAGAAUUUGACUUAACAUACGCCAGUUGUUAAAAAAGCUAGAUUUGUACUAAGGUGUCCUUACUUCUGUUCUUAUUAUGUUCUCUGUUUUGUGGAUACACAGAAGUGCUACUACUGUCGAUCACGUUUGCAGUCCAGCGGAAAAGAUCAAGGUGCAUGCGUGCAGUGCUGUGCAGGAAAGUGUGCGGUUUCCUACCAUGUCACAUGCUUUGUUAUGGCGGGGUUCGGACUGGAAGCAAGUGACUGGCCGCAACCCACUGAAACUUAUUGUGAUAGACAUCAGAAGUCAAGAACUAAAGUGAGUCAUUUAAACUUACCGAUAUUAUAGUGAAGUUGUUGUUGUUGUUGUUGUUGUUGUUGUUGUUUUUCCACUUGAUCUUCCUUUAUUAUCAUCUUCUUUUCAGGGAAAACAACGUGACUUUUCCGUUAUCCAUUCUGGUGAAUCCGUUGUCGCCAAACACAAAAAUGGAAGGUAACUGGAACUUGAUAAAGAUCAGUUUUUGAUGGUCACACCGCCUCUUACUGACUCCUGACCGUCACUUGUAUGUGUUUCAGAUUUUACCAUGGAGUAGUACGAGAUACAACUUCUGAGGAAUACUACGUGGUAUCAUUCGAUGAUGGAACUUACUGUGACAAUCUUCCUCCAAGUGACAUUGCCGUAAGUUACUGCUCAGUUUGAAUAUAUCAAAUCUGUCAUUCUGUGACAUGCUGGCAAACCCUAACCAUGCACCAUGUUGACUGAGAUGGGUCAUAACUUGUUUUGUUCUUGUAGAGUCACGAUAGCACAGGAGGGGAUAUUCCUGUAGGAAGCAAAGUACAAGUCAAAUGGGGAGAUGAUCAAGAUCUGUUCAUGGCAAGAGUCACUGGUCGAAGGAUUAGCGUUACCUAUCAGGUAAGCACUAGUUUCCAUUUGUUACUUUAUGUAGGAAAAAAGGGUUGAAAUUCAGGCAAGUCCGGCCAGAAACACUAGAAGUUGUGACCGAACUAUUCUUCUUUUAUUACCUUUACUGGUUAUCCAGUAAGAGCGAGCGAAACUCAGUCUACUAUGUUACUGUGAGGAUGAAUGUGACAGGCACCUGCGAUUACCACGUGACUAGGGUUUGGCGUUCAGUAUACAGAGUAAAGUAAUGCAAACCUCUCAAGUGAUGGCUCCCAGUUGGCUGUUUGUCUUAAAAGAAGCUUUUAAGGCCAAGGAGUUUUGAAACCGGCACCACCCACUGACCAUAAUGUUCUCUUAGCAGCGUAAAGUGUGUAACAGUACAUUCAGUUGUUGAGUCCUCAAGGUCCGAGGGCUGGUUUCAGGAAUAAAUGAACAUCAUUUCAGACCGAACAUCUCACGUCGGUGCAUAACAACGAUACGUUCCCACUAAACGUCUUGAACAUUGUUUCGUCAGGUUGAAUUUGAGGACGACUCUUGGCUGAAUGUGCGUCGGGAGGAUGUCUACAAAGCAAACGAAGAGCUUCCGAUAAAAGUACAACAACGACUAGUGAGUAGCAGGCUGUAGUACCAUAACAUUACAGUGUAGUUAUCUUACCUGGUACUAUAUAUUCCCUUGCCAACAUAAUACACUGCGUUACAUUACAGUGUGCUACGUGAAGAAGAACUACUCAAGUGACUUCUUUCCAUUUUUUUUCCUUUUUUUUCAGUCUUCCGCCACGGAAAGAGCAAAUCUGUCUUACUGGGACGACAUUCCUGAACACAACGCCAAGCGACCACGAAAACAAAACCCGCGAUUUUUGGAGUAAAGAGUUGUACUAUAUGAAUUUAUUUUGGGGGCUAGUCCCUUACGCAGGCGUUCUUUUCCCUUACCUGCUACAA
This is a messenger RNA of Porites evermanni, 10339 nucleotides long. The record is from the annotation of a GenBank genome assembly. Lineage: Eukaryota; Metazoa; Cnidaria; Anthozoa; Scleractinia; Poritidae.